AUGGGCAGCGAAAACGUCUCUGUAGAGUAUUUGUCUGCCGGCGCCAACAGGCAAACCGCGGUUGCGGACUGGAGUCGGGGAGGGCUGCUGGCUUUUGGCGCGGACACCAAUGUUGCCUUUUGGGCUCCCAAGGAGAAUUCUCAGCGGGGAAUUUCGGGACUGUUGAGUGGACAUGGAGAUGUUGUCAAGGCCGUGACAUUUCUCCCGGAUGACGAUGGCGAUGAAGCCAGCUAUCUCAUCAGCGGCGCCAACGACAAGUCUCUCAUUGUUUGGAAGUCCACUCACGACCAAACGAGGUUCAAACUGCUACAUACAUCGCACGAUCAUGCCGGUGCCAUUAACUGCAUUGCAGCCAUACGCGUCGCCAACGAGCCCGCAAGAUGGCUCAUCGCAAGCGGUGCUGCCGAUGCUACGAUUAACAUCUGGAGCUUUGAGGCGGAUAAGCUUGAGCUGCUCCAAACUAUCAAAACGACACCCAAGUUCUUUCCCCUUUGCUUGUCCCUGAGCUGGAUCGAUGAUUGUGGCAAUGUUCUCGCUCUGGCUGCGGCCGGCACCAAGGACAGUAUCCAGAUUCUUACGACGGAAACCCAGAGCGACGCGAUUCAGUUCCAGACGCAGGCAACCCUGCGCGGUCACGAAGGUUGGAUCAGGUCGCUAAGCUUUGCGAGAGAAAGCAGCAAACCAGGGAACGAUUUGCUACUCGCAUCAGCCAGCCAGGAUAAAUACGUUCGCAUUUGGAGGUUUCAUCAGGGCCAGGAGCUGCCCGCAGCGACCGCAGAGGGCGCGGACCCCUCCAGCGGUGCCUACAUGCCCGGAAAAUCGCCGUCGAACAAGGCACACUGGAUCAAGGCUGCCGGCAAGGACUUUUCUGUAACCUUUGAGGCGCUUCUGCUCGGCCACGAAGACUGGAUUUACAGCGCCAAGUGGCACGCGCACGCCGACGGCAAGCUGCAGCUCUUGUCGACCUCAGCGGACAAUUCGCUCGCCAUCUGGGAAGCAGACCCCGAAUCGGGUAUCUGGGUGAGCAUGGUACGACUGGGCGAAAUAAGCCGCGAGAAGGGCGCGACGACAGCAACGGGUAGCACUGGUGGCUUCUGGACGGGCUUGUGGUCGCCCGACGGCAACUCGGUCGCAUGCCUUGGUCGCACUGGAAGCUGGCGCCGCUGGGAGUACGACGUCUCCGAAGACCUGUGGCGCCCAUGCAUCGCCACCUCAGGCCACACCAAGGCUGUCACGGGCAUUGCCUGGUCCAAGGACGGCGAGUACCUCCUCUCCACCAGCCUGGAUCAGACCACACGCCUGCACACCAAAUGGACCUCCUCCGGUGCCAACACCUGGCACGAAAUGUCGCGGCCACAGAUCCACGGCUACGACCUCAACUGCAUCGACUCCAUCAGCGCCACGCAAUUCGUGUCGGGCGCCGACGAGAAGCUGAUGCGCGUCUUUAGCGAACCCCGGUCUGUCGCCGCGAUGUUGCACAAGCUCGGCGGCAUUGGCAGCGUCGGCGAGGUGUCCGCCAUGCCUGACGCGGCCAACAUGCCGGUGCUCGGCCUCUCCAACAAGGCCAUUGACGCCGUCGACGACGACGCCGAGAUCCAGCCCGUCGACGACCGCGACCGCGAGGCCAUGGACCCGGCGUCGAUUGUCAAGAAGUCGCAGCUCGACCUGGACCGCCCCCCGUACGAAGAGAUCCUGUCGCGCGCGACGCUCUGGCCCGAGGCCGAGAAGCUGUACGGUCACGGCUACGAGCUCUCGUGCCUGGCGGCCAGCCACGACGGCACGCUCGUCGCCAGCGCCUGCAAGGCCAGCUCCCUCAACCACGCCGUGAUCCGCAUCUUCGAGACGGAGCGCUGGACUGAGCUUCGCCCGCCGCUCGCCGCGCACACGCUCACGGCCACCCGCCUGCGCUUCUCCUCGGACGACAGACAUCUUCUCAGCGUGGGUCGUGACCGCCAGUGGGCCGUCUUCCAACGGACAGUCGGCGGCAGCGAGGCGACGACGACGCCGUACGAGCUGCUGCAAGCCAACCCCAAGGGUCACACCCGCAUGAUCCUCGACUGUGCCUGGGCGCCUGCGAGCAGCGGUGAUGCUAGCAGGCCGCUGCUCUUUGCCACCGCCGGCCGCGACAAGCAGAUUCGCGUCUGGCGCGCCCUGGUCAACGCCGAGGGCAGACUCGAGUUUGCGCAGGCAGCCGCCGUGUCGACGGGCGUGCCGGUCACGGCCGUCGACUUUCUGCCGUGGGCGGUCGGGGAGGGCCGGUAUGUGCUGGCCUUUGGCACCGAGACUGGGUGCGUCGGCACGUAUCUGGUGUCGGCGGACGGCACAGACGCCAAGGAGCAGCCGCUACCUGUCGGCAUGCACCUCCCCAAGACGGUGCUGCAGCUCGCAUGGCGCUCCUCGCAAAAGGGGGAGGCUGCGGCCGCAGAGCUUGCCGUCGCGGGUGAGGACUCUUCGCUGCGGCUCUAUGCAUUUAAAGAUGGUUUUCUGCACGGCGUAUAA
Messenger RNA from Akanthomyces muscarius, 2499 nucleotides. RefSeq lists its product as uncharacterized. Gene Ontology annotation, molecular function: protein binding. The coding region runs from base 1 to 2499 and encodes 832 amino acids. The record is from RefSeq and is a predicted model, not a curated record. Lineage: Eukaryota; Fungi; Ascomycota; Sordariomycetes; Hypocreales; Cordycipitaceae. Gene Ontology annotation, biological process: tRNA wobble uridine modification. Gene Ontology annotation, cellular component: elongator holoenzyme complex. The transcript has 2 exons.